Molecule: messenger RNA, 743 nt
Organism: Caretta caretta (loggerhead turtle)
Lineage: Eukaryota; Metazoa; Chordata; Testudines; Cheloniidae
Product: transcription factor HES-7.1-like
Biological process (GO): regulation of DNA-templated transcription
Molecular function (GO): DNA binding; protein dimerization activity
Source: RefSeq, a predicted model, not a curated record
CCCGCCGCCCCCCCAGCCCGGCCGCCGCCACCAUGAGCAGCAGCGCCCAGUGGGACAGCAAACAGGACAAGAAGCUCCUGAAGCCCUUGAUGGAGAAGCGGCGCCGGGACCGUAUGAACCGGAGCCUGGAGCGACUCCGGCUCCUCCUCUUAGAAGCCACCCAGGACGAGAGACUUAAAAACCCCAAAGUUGAAAAGGCCGAAAUUUUACAAAAAACAGUCCACUUUGUGAGGACCCAGCCUCCUGCAGAGCCGGCGAGGCAAGAGGAGACCUUUCUGCGGAGGUACCAGAGCGGCUAUCGGGAAUGCCUGAGCCAGGCCACGCGCUUCCUCCACUCCAGCCCAGGCAUCUGCGCGGGCAAGAAGGCCUACCUGAUGGAGCGCAUCUGCCACUCCAUGGGAAAAAUCACCCCCCGGGACCUGCCGACGGGCAGCCCCUCCUCCAACCCGGCCCACGGCCGGCACGCCCGCGACGCCUUGCCCCGCUGCAGCCCGCCGCUCGGGGACGCCGCCUGCGUCCUGCACCCUGCCCCGGCCUUGCCCGUUGGCCACAGACUGCAGACCCUCGCGGCCGGCCGGCCCCAGCUGGAGAACUGCCCCAAAGGCCCGCGGGACAAGCUGACCGGCUCACAGAACUCUGCUGGCCAGCCCCAGGGGCUCAAUGUCUGGAGACCAUGGCCAUAGGGGCCAGGGACCCCUUGUAAAUCCAUAGAGUGUAUAUUAGAUUCUCUAUAUAUUGUAUAU